This is a messenger RNA of Cololabis saira (Pacific saury), 2651 nucleotides long. It is a transcript of the gene sprtn, whose product is annotated as SprT-like N-terminal domain. The transcript is spliced from 5 exons. Bases 126 to 1946 code for a protein of 606 amino acids. NCBI's taxonomy places the organism in Eukaryota, Metazoa, Chordata, Actinopteri, Beloniformes, Belonidae. Gene Ontology annotation, cellular component: nucleus. The record is from RefSeq and is a predicted model, not a curated record. Gene Ontology annotation, molecular function: metalloendopeptidase activity; polyubiquitin modification-dependent protein binding; single-stranded DNA binding. Gene Ontology annotation, biological process: DNA repair.
GACUGGAAGAUGGGGACGUGUGUGCUUAGUUAUGACACAAAUUCAGGUAUUUGUGCACAUAAUUAGCUGCUUUGGCCCGUUAGGGUCCACGUAAAUCAAGCCCUGGUAGUGUGAGAGGUGUCGCCAUGGACGAGGACCUCCUGCUGGCCCUCCAGCUGCAGGAGCAGUUUGAUGAAGAGUACCAGACCUCGCUGCUCCCAGCAGCCCGCUCUGAGGACGAGGCCGGCGGCCACAGCAGCAAGAGGAGGAGGGUGGAGGACGGUGCAGGUGCAGGGGGAGGUGGAGGAGACCUGGUUCCCUACUGGAAGCCCAGUCCCCGCCACCAGCGGCCGCUCAGCAUCGUGGACGAGUCGUGGGAGCUGCUGGACCCGAGCCCGGACGUCAGGGCCAUGUUCCUGGAGUUCAACGACACCUUCUUCUGGGGGAAGCUGAACGGAGUGGAGGUCAAGUGGAGUGCCAGGAUGACCCUGUGUGCUGGCUUGUGUUCAUAUGAAGGCCGAGGGGGACUGUGUUCAAUCAGACUCAGUGAGCCUCUGCUGAAGCUUCGACCCAGAAAAGACUUGGUGGAGACCCUCCUCCACGAAAUGAUUCACGCGCUCCUGUUUGUGACCCAGAACAACCGGGACAGAAGCGGCCACGGGCCCGAGUUCUGCAAGCACAUGAACAGGAUCAACACGGCCACUGGGACCAAUAUAACUAUCUACCACAGCUUCACCGAUGAGGUUGACCUGUACCGGCAGCACUGGUGGCGGUGCGACGGGCCCUGCCAGAACCGCAAACCUUACUUUGGCUAUGUGAAGAGAGCCAUGAACCGAGCUCCGUCCUCUCUGGACCCCUGGUGGGAGGAUCACCGGAGGACAUGCAAUGGGACUUACACCAAGGUCAAGGAGCCGGAAGGAUAUGGGAAAAAAGCUAAGAAAGAUGAGAAGAAGGCCGUGGGAAACAAGAAGCCUUCAAGCACAGCUGCAGACUCUGGAUUACAGGAUAUAAGGAACAUCAUCCCGUUUACUGGAAAAGGCUUCGUCCUGGGAGGGAAUUCUCAGAGCUCCAAGUCUUCCUCCACGCCUCAUACACCAGCGGUGCCUGUUGUGAAAACCUCUCCAAAGAAAUCUCUCCCCCCUGCAUCUCCAGCUGGAGGUCUCAACUCUCCUCCUCGGACUGCCUUGUCUGGCCAAACCAAGAGGAUCUCUAACGGCUUUCCCUCAACCAGACCUGCGGCCUCUGCAGAGGGAAAGCCGCCUGCUAGGAGAUCCGUCGCUAACACAAGAGCUUUUGUCAACGUCAACGGCUCGCCUGUGAAGAUCCCUCAAUUCCAUCCCCGCGAUGGGGGUCCAAGACCAGAUAAGACUAAACAAAAGUCCAUCCAUGAUCUUUUUAAGAAUGCAGACCUCAGGAAACCCGAGAGUCAGUCCUCCAACUCAGACACACAGACGAAAAAAUAUGUACCGUCUUCCACCAACCCUGCCCCCUCCAUCUUUUCUAAACAGCAAACUUCCCAAGGCAGCCCGACUAAAACAACCCAGAGCAAGUAUUUCAGUGGUUCUGACAGUGGUGCAGCAGGGUCCUCAAGAAAGAGGACGCGGGAUGACCGCGGCAGCUCGGCCAGCAUCCUUGAUUUCUUCCAGAAGACAUUAGGCAGCAAUUCAGCAGCAACCAGGGAGUCGGUACAGCCCAAAUCCCCUGCAGGGCAGCAAAGAACUGCAACAACCACGGCUUACCCUUCCACCUCUACAUCUGUCCAGUCCUCCGGUGCUUCUUCCUCCGGUGCUUCUUCCUCCGGUGCUUCUUCCUCCGGUGCUUCUUCCUCCGGUGCUUCUUCCUCCGGUGCUUCCUCCUCAGGGGCUUCCUCCUCCUACCCAUCUGUGCUGACGGUCAGCUGUCCAGUGUGCCAAACAAAAGUGCAGGAGUCAAAGAUCAAUGAGCAUCUUGAUUCCUGCCUCUCUUGAAUGAAUGAAAUGGAAGUUAAACCAACUUCCUUUCAGUGGGUGCUAGUUUUAUGGUUUUAUUUCAUUGCACCAAAGCUUUAACAGCUGUGAGAUCUUGGACAUUUUGUUAAGUUAUACACCACCUGGGUUGAUAGAAAUGUAUUUAUUUAAUUACAUUUAUUUGUUUUUCAGAAUUAUUGAUAAUUGUCAUUAGUGCUUUCCAGCUUCAUUAACAAAAACAAAAAGAUCCAUGCAUUGACAAAAUUCUACUCUUUUUUUGUUUGUUUUUUUUAUCAGAAAGCUUUCAGACAUUUCCAGUUCCAGUUCGUUUUAUCUGUCACCAUUUUAAUAGUCGAAUGUUUACGAUUGGAGUUUUGAGCUCAGAGGCUGCUGUUCUUGUUACCCAGAGAGCUUUUUUUUAGCCUCUCUGAAGGUGACAGGGUUGAGUUGAGGUUCUUGCAGGAUCCUGUUUCCUCUAUUUCAGAUCUGCCGCGCAGAUCAAUCCCUGCUGAUGUGUAGGAAUCACAUUUCACCCUUGUUGUCUUUUUUCUCUGAGCGUGUUCACAUUUACUCUGCAUUUAGAAGGGUCAUCGAUAGUAAAAUCUGCGGUGGAGGAGAGGAGGGUUGUGGUUGUGUUUUGGAUACAAAAUCAGGGAUUUUUUUUGUGCCGUUAAAAUAACUGUAUAUAAUGUUAAUAAUUUGGCAAAUAAAAGUUUUAUCACUUUG